Molecule: messenger RNA, 7977 nt
Organism: Python bivittatus (Burmese python)
Lineage: Eukaryota; Metazoa; Chordata; Lepidosauria; Squamata; Pythonidae
Gene: ZNRF2
Product: zinc and ring finger 2
Biological process (GO): proteasome-mediated ubiquitin-dependent protein catabolic process; protein K48-linked ubiquitination
Cellular component (GO): intracellular membrane-bounded organelle; cytoplasm; membrane
Molecular function (GO): ubiquitin protein ligase activity
Source: RefSeq, a predicted model, not a curated record
UCCGGGACUCGAGCGGCGCAUUCUGCCUUCAACAUCCCCAACAGCAGCGGCCUCUAUGGCUCCCAGGACUCGGUCAGCAGCACUCCCGAGGAAGGGGGGCGGGAACGAGCUGCGGCGGGUGGCGGCGCAGGAGGACCCGGCGGGAGCAGCGGAGGACCCCGGCUGGUUAUCGGUUCGUUGCCCGCGCACCUUUCGCCUCAUCUUUUCGGAGGAUUCAAAUGCCCAGUUUGUUCCAAGUUUGUUUCUUCAGAGGAAAUGGAUUUACAUCUUGUAAUGUGCUUGACAAAACCAAGGAUAACUUAUAAUGAGGAUGUACUGAGUAAAGAUGCUGGGGAAUGUGCAAUAUGCUUGGAGGAACUGCAGCAAGGGGAUACAAUAGCACGAUUGCCUUGUUUAUGCAUAUAUCAUAAAGGGUGCAUAGAUGAAUGGUUUGAAGUAAAUAGAUCUUGUCCUGAGCAUCCUUCAGAUUAAUGGCCAAGUUUGCUGUUUUUAAAGUCUCUUACACUGCUCAUCAGAAGUAAUGGAUGUGGAGUUCCAUUGUUAGAACUUAAUCUGAAAGUGAACUUGUAUUCGUUUUGAAGUGGGAAAGAAAAGAGAUGGAACAAGCAUGGGACAAAUGAUGCAAAGUGAGAUCCUCAGUGUACCAAAUGCUCACCUAAAGGCAACACAGGGAUUUUGAAAAUGCUGCACAUCCUGGAAAAAUUCUCUCCCACAGACUUCAUAGAUACUUCUUUUGUAUUUACAGGCCAAAGUUACUUUCAGUUUUUUUUAAAGCAGUGUACAGAAACAGAAUGUUCUGACAUAAUUCCUUGAACAGAAGCUGUGUGCUCUACAUCAGUCUGGAACAUUAUACAAGGAAGAUGCCAUUUUUGAGCUGGAAUCCCCUAUUCCUUUAUCCCACGGUAAAGGAGAAGACAUACUAUGAAGUACAGUAAACUUACUCUUGAGAUUCCUCAUCCAAUAUGCUGUUCACAUUUUUUCUGGAAAUAAUGCAACGUUCUCUUGACAUAGGAAAUUUUGUAAGUAAAGCUUUGUCACAGUGCAGCCCAAAGAGCAAAAUGUAAUCAAGGCUGAUUCUGAAUUAAUAUUGUUGAUCCAGCUAGAGUUAUUGAAAUCCACAAAAACUGUGCUCAUUUCUGUAUAAUAUUCUAAAAUCCACUUUUUCUGCUUGUGAAUAUCAGUGCAGCAACAGCAAAAAUUUUUUUAAAAGUGCAUAAUCUAUAGCAGCUAUGCAAUAUUUUUUUUAAAAAAAUUAUAGAGACAUGACAAAUACCAUCUUUCAGAGUGCUGCCACUUGAGCUAAUUUAACGGGUAUUAUAUUUUUAAUGAUUCUGGUAGUUAUUUUGUUGUACUACUACAGUCUCCAGGCCACCCUUCCUUAGGUUCAGUAGUCACAAAGAUAGGCAAAAUGAAAUGUUUCAUUGGGAUGGCAUCUGGCCUUUUUUAUUUUUUUGACUUUUUUAUUGGAGAUUACUGUAUCUCAAUGGCCGGUCAUAGCAGAUUGUAGUAAUUUGCAUCAGUGUCAUUGAUAUAGUAGCUGUAAUCCUAUACCCAGUUGUAUAUACUUCUUGUCUGAUAUAAACAGGAUUACGUAUAUAUACUUCUGUGUAUACGAUUAACAAUAUUGCCUGUAUUCUUGAAUCUAUAAUGCUUUACUACACAAUUGUGGCUUACCAUAAACUGUAAAAUGAACUUUCUUGGAUAGGGUAGAGAAGAACCUCACCAAAUAAAAUUGUGAGUUGUUAAUAAUAUAUUUGGGGAUCUGUUUUGGAAGCAAUUAAAGUAUCUUGUGAAGUUUGUGAUAACAUGAAAAAGUAUUUAAUAAAGGUGAUGGAAACUUAAUAUGAAACUUAAAAUGAGAAAAAUAAGAUGUGUAUCAGGUUAUUUCAUUAUAUUUAUGUAUUCUGUUCUCUAAGAUCAUUUUACAAAGCAACUUCUGUUAAGUUCUCUUAUUGUAUUAACUGCUGCUAUUACAUUGUGCAUAGUUCAUAUGCAUAUAGACAUACUUGGUACAUUGCUGUACAUUCACAAUUGUUAAAAAUCUCAGACCAAAUAUACAAUCCACUGAUAAUGUCUUGUGCAGUGUACGUAUGUAUUCAAUGCUAUAGCCAGCAAACAUCAUCAUCUUCAGGAAGAAAAAAAUUACUGUACUUUCCUUAUCUUGUUUAAUAUUACAUAGUGGUCAGAAUUUGUUCAGCAAGCAUGAAAUUCCCAAACCAUAUUUGCUUCCACUGUGCAAAAUAGCCAGGGAAGGGGCAUUUACAGGAAGGAAGUCAUGAGGGACAAGUGGCGAGAACUUGAGUCUUUUCCCAUUUACUGGUUUUUCUCUAAAGGAUUUGUUUCAUUUUCCAGCACUAAAUACUUAAAAACCCCUAAUAUGAAAGAUCUUCACUUUUAUUCAGAACAUCCAAUAUAAAUGAUCUUUUAUCUAAGACAGCCUUAAUUAAAACAUGAUAUUAUCUGUGUAGUGUGGGGAUGAGAGAACUUCACAAUUGUGGGAUUUAAUUUGUUGUUGUUUUUUUUACUAGAGUCCUGAGAUCAAUCAAAGCCAAGUAUAAAAGGCAUAUAUUUAGAAAUAAAGCAAAUUUUGGGACACAAUUCUUUUCAUAAUCAGAAUCAAACUUAGCCCUUCCAAAUAAAGAUCGCUUCCUAAUUAUCCCAUCUCUUCUUCAUUUCAGUGGAGAGAGUUGUUUUGAGACUGUCCAAUUAGUGACUGGCAAAACAUUCUAUUUAAAACCACAUUGAUAUUCUCUUUCUUCAGAACCUCAAAUUGGAUUCCAAUAAGAUACUUUGGAACAUACAUGCAGUUGUUGCAUGAUCCCAGGAAAAGGCACAACUGCUUUAAAGACUUGCAGACAAGUUCUACAUUCUGUCUGCUCUGGAAGCACUUUUUAAAAAUCAAAUCCAAAAUACUACAUAUUCCUAUUAUCCCAGCUUCUGUCCUAUUGUAGAUAAGCCCAUCACUCAAAUUCAAGAUAACAUUAUUUAUGUCUGGAGGAUCCUGCCCUUUUUUUUUUUUGGCUUGCUUCUGUCUGACUCAGUUUAGCAACAGGAACAAGUAUUCUGGCUUGUGUUCUUUUUUUGCUUGUUCAAAACUAAGGCUCCACUCCUAAAUGAUUUGGGAGAAAGUCCACUAAAUUUAUUUGUCAAUAGAUAUGUAUAGAAUUGUACUAGUGGGUAUUUAUACGCUUAGGGUCACUUCCCUGUGCAUUUACCUGCACCCAAGUACCAUUAAAAAUAUGAAAUCUGGAUUCAAAGUAAAGCACAUAGAUUCUCGAACUUUCAUAAAUUUUGCUAAAAUAAUUUUACAUGCUAAGUGCGAAAGGAGGCAGGUUAUAUUAAAGCACAAGAAUUAGUUUAGGUUUAAUAAGUUGGUAUGCUUGGCAUAUAUUUUUGCAUUUCCUAAAAUUUCGGUUUUUUCCAACUCUCCCUCCCAUAAGCCCCCUCUUUUAAAUAGCUUUGUUAUUAUUAAAAACAAAUUCUUUUCUUUUCACUAUUAGACAUUUUACAUGUCCAUUCAUUCCUUUGCACUAGUUUGGCUUCUUUUCUUGUGGGAAAUACAGUCUUGGAGUCAAGCACAAGGAAAUUUAGAUAACGGAAGUGUUGCAGAAGAAACCAGGUAGUGGGAACCAGAUGCUGGAUGCCUUGCAAAUAUCUCCCUCAGCUCAUUUUGCAUAUUGGAAGCAUCAGGGGUUUUGUUGCCAAAACCUGGUUUCAGUCCGUUAGAAGGAAUCCUGUGGUUUUCUGUUGUUCAUAGCAUUCAGAUUUUUUUUAAAAAAGAGCUGUAGGCAACUGCAGCAGUAUAUUAUUCUUUCCAUGAUGUUUUAAAUUGUCUUUCUGACAGGGAAGUGUUGAAUUAAUAUUAAUUUCAAUUGUUUCAGCUUUUCCCUAUAAUAGCUCUGCAUUAUACCUUUGAAAAACAAUUUGUCAUUUGAAAUUAAUUGGAAAGCUUUGCUGGAUUAGCUGGGGUUUGGCGAUUUUUCAUGGAGCUCAGGCACUAGUACCUGGUGCUCAGAUUGAAAUAAUCUAAGCAAAGCAAUACUUUAGAAGAAAACUGUACUUGUCACUUGUGCUUUUUCUGACUACCUUUUAAAUCCUGUUCAUACAUUUUACAUAAAUAGCUAAAAAUAUAUAGCAAUAUACAUUUCCUUCAGACAAAAGAAUAGGGCUAUGUAGCACUUUUGGAUUUGAUCUCCAGAAGGUUUUUGGAACAUACACUAGUGCUGGUGUAGCUCCUGUCUGCAACAUCUUAAACAGCUGCAUCUUUUUCCUGGGCAUAGAUCACCUGGCUGCCCUCUGCCAUGCAAUCCUGGGAGAAGACACAACUGAUUUAAGGUACUAUGGGGAGAUCUGAACAUUGUACUCCUGUGUACACCAGAGCACUUCUUGGAGUUUGGAUCCAAAAUAUUGCACAGCCGUACCGAAGAAUAUAAAAAGAAAGUGGCUAGUGUAUCAGGGAGCCAAACUGGCCACAGUUUCUGGAUAUGCACACGUUGGUUGAUUUCAUUAUGUUUUAUAAACCCAUUCAAGAGACUUUCCAGUCAGGUUUUUGACUUCUGUCUUUUCAAUUCAAACUUCUUUAUUUGAGGUGUUGUUUUAUCUGUUUUAUUCUAUACCAUUCAAGUGUGUAGCAAAACCUGAUGGAUCUAAUAAGGAAUGUUAAUAUUUCUUGCUAAGUCCAGUAUAGUUUCUAAACUUGCUGUUAUUUCUCUCUCUAGCUAAUUCUUUAGACAUUUUCAAUGCUUUGUGGAACAGACAUACUGGUACAGAAAGUUCCUACUUCGUACUGUUGUGAGUUUAUCUUGGUGCUGGUUUUCUUGAUAGCAUAACUUGCUAUUUUACUUUUUUGUCUCGGUCUUUAGUUUUCAAACCUUUUUCUUUCUUCUUCCAAAUAGCUACCACACAUUACAAUUUAAAGCUUACUCUAUGGCACCUUCUUUCUUUGUGCAACUCUCAUGUUGAUCUUGGUCCCCAAACCAAUGCCUUAUAAGGAGAAGGGUUUUUUCCCCUGUAAUUUUAACUGCAACCACUUCCUGAAAUCCAGUAGGGGUAGCUUACCUCAGAUAUUCUGGCUUCUGAACAAAUCCUACACAAAGAAAUGUGAAGGUUAAAAUCUGUAAUCAGAGUUUGUAUUAGAUACACUGCUCUGCCCAAUAGACUGAAACAUCAGAAGGGGAUUGUUCUAAAUUAAUUCACCGAUGAAGUCAAAUUGUGGUUAAAUUGUAAGUUUAAAAAUCAGGCCUGCUGUAAGGCAUACUUCACUGGGGUUAAUGCAGUGGUGACAACCUCUUUGCAAUCAAGAGCUACAUUCUUUCAUGAGAAAGUUGUCAGGGGCCCCAUCUGGCUGGGGUGAUGCCAAAUUCCAAAGUGGUGGAAAUGGCCUUUUCUGUCACCUUUUGUCAUUUUCCUUUUAAUAUUUGCUUUUCCCUUUUAUUAUCACCUCUUCACACACUACCCAUCUAUUCAUUGAAACAGAAACAUGCACACAAAUACAGACCUGGUAAUGUGUAAUUUAUCCAUCUGUCCAUUCAACUCUUCCAAUUAUCCUCUUUAUCUCACACAUUCACACUUCUGCUAAUAUCAGCCUCCAUUGGUCCAUCAUAUCAGUGAUUGAUUGGAUAUCUCCACUGUCCUUUUUGAAGAAGGGCUAGGCAAGCAUAGGAUUUGAAAACAUGCCUGCCAGCUCUUUUUCUUGCAGUGGUAGCAGUGCAUUGAGGGGCAUAGUGUGAAGGUCCAGAAGGGGUUAGAAGCAAAACCAUAAGAGGGCAGCACCAGCAACAUUAUUCCAUGGGUUGUUAUUUCAGUUAUUGUUCUCUGUGGUUGAGAUACACAUGUGCUGGCCUGCUCUUCUUUUUCUCUGGCAGUAGCAUGAAGGCCUGCACAAUGAUGUGGGAUGCAUAGAGGGAGACUGAAAUCCACAUAUAGACUAGUUAAUGCCACCGUGUUGAAAAUUAAAUUACACUUCUUCAAUCUGAUGUAGUCCCAGUACAUCUGGAGAGCAACGCUCUAAAUUCCCAACCACUAUCCCAACCAGGUGAUAGUUGUCCCAGCACACUUGGAGCCAUCAGGUUGGGGAAGGCUGCUAUGAACAAAUGUAAGCAAUAGUACUUACUGAAGCUGCCAGUGUAAUCAGCGCAUAUUUGGAAAAUUGACACAAUAGGACAUGUAUGUAUAUAUGUAUGUAUGUAUAUUGCAGCAGAGGAUAUUCCCUGAGGUACCAUUAAUGGUGUGCAAUAGUUGCUUGCAGCAGUCAUCAGCCCAUUUUUUUUUUAAUUUGUGACAGAUCUUGCAUUGCUUCAGCAUGGAUAUUUCUUUAAAUCUGAAAAAUCUAGGUGAUUAAUUAAUCUUAGUUUGAUUAAUUAAUCAGCUAAACUAUUGAUCAGUGAGAGCUACCUUUAAUGAGGCAUAAAUCAAUUCAUGCAGGGAGUUAGAUUGCUUAAUUUUGAAGCUAUUUCGCUCUAGAAUGUUCUUGAAAAAGAAUAAAAAAUUUAAAAUAGUUGUGAACUGUUUAUUAAAUUGUAGAGUACUGUGGAUUGCCUUUAAUAUCCCAAAUGCAAUUAUACUGAGGUGUUAACAAGGCAGAAAUUAAGAAUGUCUUAAUUGAUUUCAUAGAUUAAUUGGUCUAAAAGUGGCAAUCCAUUAAUUGUUGAUUGUUCUGUUUACAAGAGCUAUGAAGUGCAUCUUGAUUUAACACCUUUCCAUGUUUUGACACUUACCCUGAUUCUUAAACAUUGGCAACAAUAGCAAAGGAUUGUUCACACAAACUGCAAAUGUGAUUCUUGGAGAAAUCAUAUAAUAUGUGGUUUUCAAAUCUCAGAUUUUCAGAUAACUUUUUCCAUGUUGAUUUUUUGUUUGUGGUUUGCCAAGAAGUCACUGUGUUGCAGAAAAUUUGGGAAUGUGGCAUCCUUAAUUCAUAUGAGCUACUGGCCACCCCAUAGAUGUUGGUAUGGCUGAAGGUGAUUUACACAUUCUGCUAAGUCAUAGCAUGGUUUCUUUGGUUUGGGAUUAGCAUGUGUGAAUUCAGCCACUCUGGUUUGCACACCAUGGUUUAAGAAUUAUUGUGAUGUUUGAGACCAGCCAAUUAUGAUUUGUUAAAAAAAGGUUAUGCAAACCACAAUAUAACACAAUGUGUAUCUGGUAUGUCUGAUAAUAUAACCAGAUCUUAAAUGGAAAUAUAUAUUGCAGGCAAGGAUUUGUAACAGUAAGCAAGCUUCGUAAUAGGAAACUUGUCUGUCCUUUUUGCUCUUCUCAUUGUGAAACUCCUAAAAAGCUUCCAAUAUUUUCCUGAAACUGUGAUAACCAUUAGCCUUAUGUAGGCAUUCAUUAAAGUAAGGUUAAAAGGUGAUUUUGGUUUAACAAGGAUUCUAAUGUCACCUCCCUACUAGCCUUAAAUAUACAGAAUAAUUUGAAAAAUAAAGCGGAGAUACUAGAAUAUACAUUUGAAGAAGCUAAAUUGCCAGGCCAACUUUUAAAUAUGAAAUGAUGAUUAAAGAAUAACUCGACUGGUGAUGGGUAUGAGCUUUUUAACCCACCUGGAGCUAUUUGGAUGGUUGAAAGAACCCACUGAAAAUCAGCAAUUCAGAUUAACCAUUUCCACAAACUGGGUGAUGAAAUUUUGACCACAAACAGUUUAGAGAGAAAUGUUAUAAUUGGUGAUGGCAAUGAGCAAGAAGUCUUCCUUCAUUAUUCUGUUGAUAAAAGAAUGUAAUUAGUAAUGUUGAAUGUAAAAUACAUUUGUAAUUUUUUUUAAUGAGCUAUAUUAUUGGGAAAAAUUACUUGAGGAUUUUUUUUUUAAAGGUACAUCUUGUACUUGGUCUGCCAGUAUACAAUCAUGAUUUUUAUUUUACUGAUCUAGGCUGUACAUUUUAAGUAACAUUCCAUUUGUUUAAAAUAUGUACAUGUUAAUAAAUUUUUGAAGCAUACUUUCCUUUAUGACUGGAUAUCUUUUUGAGUUUUGUUUAAACAUAAACAGGAAAC